AGAGAGAGGGAAAGACUGAGACAAACAUCAAUGUGAGAGAAACACAUCGAUUGGUUGGCUCCUACGCAUACCCCGAUCAAGGCCCGGGGCCAAGGAGGAGCCUGCAACCAAAAGGUAUUUCAAUCAAAGGAAGAAAUAGCUCUUCUAAGAUGGAAUCUGUUGUUUGGGAAUGUGGUUGAUCAACUUGAUAUGUUGGCCAAAUGUGCCCUAUGUAAUAAAAUGAAAAGAAGAGACAAGAUGAUGUCAUUUUCCUGUAUUGUGAAACCAAAAACAAAUGCCUUUUGUGAGAUCAAGCUAACAAACCUCUGACAGUGCAAAGAGUAUUUAACUGUUUGAAGAACUUAAUAGUAAAAUAUAGAAGAGUACUUCUUCAAGCUGAGACCUGCAGGUGUACAAAGAUCUAAAAUACAUAUCAUAGGCCUGAUCGUCCAAAUCUCAUUCAGAUCCAAGAAGGAUGGCUAUGAGUUGGAUCGUCUUCUAUCUUUGGCCCUUGACUAUGUUUGUGGGGCAUAUAGGUGGGCACAGUUUGUUUUCUUGUGAACCUAUUACCUUGAGGAUGUGCCAAGAUUUGCCUUACAAUACUACCUUCAUGCCUAAUCUUCUGAAUCAUUAUGACCAACAGACAGCAGCUUUAGCAAUGGAGCCAUUCCACCCUAUGGUGAAUCUGGAUUGUUCUCGGGAUUUCCGGCCAUUUCUUUGUGCACUCUAUGCUCCUAUUUGUAUGGAAUAUGGACGUGUCACACUUCCCUGUCGUAGACUGUGUCAGCGGGCUUACAGCGAAUGUUCAAAACUUAUGGAGAUGUUUGGUGUUCCUUGGCCUGAAGAUAUGGAAUGCAGUAGGUUCCCAGAUUGUGAUGAGCCAUACCCUCGACUUGUGGAUCUGAAUUUAGCUGGAGAUCCUACUGAAGGAGCCCCAGUGGCAGUGCAGAGGGACUAUGGUUUUUGGUGUCCCCGGGAGUUGAAAAUUGAUCCUGAUCUUGGUUAUUCUUUUUUGCACGUGCGUGAUUGUUCACCUCCUUGUCCAAAUAUGUACUUUAGGAGAGAAGAACUAUCAUUUGCUCGAUAUUUCAUAGGAUUGAUCUCAAUCAUUUGCCUCUCUGCCACGUUGUUUACUUUUUUAACUUUUUUGAUUGAUGUCACAAGAUUUCGUUAUCCUGAAAGACCUAUUAUAUUUUAUGCAGUCUGCUACAUGAUGGUAUCAUUAAUUUUCUUCAUUGGGUUUUUGCUUGAGGACCGAGUAGCCUGCAAUGCAUCUAGCCCUGCACAGUAUAAGGCUUCCACAGUGACGCAAGGAUCUCAUAAUAAAGCUUGUACCAUGCUUUUUAUGGUACUUUAUUUUUUUACUAUGGCUGGCAGCGUUUGGUGGGUAAUUCUUACCAUCACAUGGUUCUUGGCAGCUGUGCCAAAGUGGGGUAGUGAAGCUAUUGAGAAGAAAGCAUUGCUGUUUCACGCCAGUGCAUGGGGCAUCCCUGGAACUCUAACUAUCAUCCUUUUAGCGAUGAAUAAAAUUGAAGGUGACAAUAUCAGUGGCGUGUGUUUUGUUGGCCUCUACGAUGUUGAUGCAUUGAGAUACUUUGUUCUUGCACCCCUCUGCCUAUAUGUGGUAGUUGGGGUUUCACUCCUUUUAGCUGGCAUUAUAUCCCUAAACAGAGUUCGAAUUGAGAUUCCAUUAGAAAAGGAGAACCAAGAUAAAUUGGUGAAGUUUAUGAUCCGGAUUGGUGUUUUCAGCAUUCUUUAUCUGGUACCACUCUUGGUUGUAAUUGGAUGCUAUUUUUAUGAGCAAGCUUACCGUGGCAUCUGGGAAACAACAUGGAUACAAGAACGCUGCAGAGAAUAUCACAUUCCAUGUCCAUAUCAGGUCACUCAAAUGAGUCGUCCAGACCUGAUUCUCUUUCUGAUGAAAUACCUGAUGGCUCUCAUAGUUGGUAUUCCCUCCAUAUUUUGGGUUGGAAGCAAAAAGACAUGCUUUGAAUGGGCCAGUUUUUUUCAUGGUCGUAGGAAAAAAGAGAUAGUGAAUGAGAGCCGACAAGUACUCCAAGAACCUGAUUUUGCUCAAUCCCUCCUGAGGGAUCCAAAUACUCCUAUUAUAAGGAAAUCAAGAGGAACUUCCACUCAAGGAACAUCCACACAUGCUUCUUCAACUCAGCUGGCUAUGGUGGAUGAUCAGAGAAGCAAAGCAGGGAGUGUCCACAGCAAAGUGAGCAGCUAUCACGGCAGCCUCCACAGAUCUCGUGAUGGCAGGUAUACUCCCUGCAGUUACAGAGGAAUGGAAGAGAGACUACCUCAUGGCAGCAUGUCACGACUAACAGAUCACUCCAGGCACAGCAGUUCUCAUCGUCUCAAUGAACAGUCACGACAUAGCAGCAUCCGGGAUCUCAGUAAUAAUCCUAUGACUCACAUCACACAUGGCACCAGCAUGAACCGAGUUAUUGAAGAAGAUGGAACCAGUGCUUAAUUUGUCCUAAGGUGGAAAAUUUGUGCCGUUUAUAAAGCAGAUUUUAUUCUUUGCCUUUAGCAUGACUGACUGCUGUAACUCACUGUUAUCAUGCGUUCAGUCAGGUGCAGAUUGUGUCCAUUGGAAGAGUAAAUUUUUGCUUUUUAUAUUGCAUCAAACUUGGAAUAUUAAGGCGUCUUAAAAUUAUAUUGUCACAUAAAUAAUUCUUAUUUCUAGGUAAUGAAGAGAGAAUUAUUUGUCUGGUAAGCAUUUUUAUAAACCCACUAUUUUAUAUUUAGAAAAAUCCUAAAUGUGUGGUGACUGCUUUGUAGUGAACUUUCAUAUAUAAUGUCAACUAGUUGUGAGACAACAUUCUAGUCGUUCUGUUAAUAAAACAAAAUUUCAGAAUUAAAGAAUUUUCUAUGCAAGGUUUAUUUCUCGGAUGAAUGGUAGGAUUUUGUAGUUUUAUUUCCAUAAGUGAAAAAGAACUGUGGUUUUAAACUGUAAGAGAAUUUGAUACAUCAGCAAGGGUAUUUUAACUGAUAAAAUAUAAGAUCAACAGAAGAAUCUGAUUAGAGUAUUGAAGGCUCUUUCAAAAUUCUAUCAAAAUAAAUUUCAUCCAGAGAGAUACAGGAUUAGGAAUAUCAGUGGCCAUUUUUUCCCUAUAAGUGAGCUGUUUUUAUUACUUUUGUAAAUAUUCCUUUUACUGGCAGUGUUUUUAUAACUUAUCCAUAUGCAUGUUGGAAAAAAUCAUUUGUAGCCUUUUCCCAUGUCGUAAUAUUAAUUCGUAGAGAACUUUAUGUUCAGAUCUGUUCCAUGGAGACGUAAUAAGAUAAGCAUCAUACAUUAUAAGGUUUUUUUGUGGUAACCACAAUUACAAAAUGGCAAAAUGUUUUCUCUGUAUUCAUUGUUGUAUUUUUCUGCAGUGAGAUGUGAUCUUGCCAAAGCCACCAGAUCUUGACAUCCAGCCCCUCCUAUCAAUGAGUUGAUUGUCUGUACUUGCAUUGCCCAGUAGCAAAUAGGCUACAGCUUUUGCCCCCUCCCUUGUAUUCAGAUUCUGGAUCAGUCUUGUUUACAGCUGAAAUAUAUAUAACCUCGAUCCAAAGUGGUGAUUUAUAUGGGGUAUCUGAAAAAUCACUGUAACUAAAUGAAGCAUGAUUAGUCUUGCUGUGAAGUAUCUUGUAAUCUUAAAAAUAUCAACUCAAAAUUUUUGACAUUUUGUCUUGUAACAUAAAUAAUUUACAAUAAAAACUGGUAACUGUAUUAGGCAUGAAAUUGAUCAGAAGAGAAAGAAAAUUUUUGGAAAAUGCUGAAUGUAUUGUAUAGAAAAACAUUUUAAACAAGCAUGUCCUCAACCCCGACUAGAGGUAAGAAUCAUUUGGGGAACCUCUGAUGCUCAAGCCUUCCUCUCAUUCAGAUGAGAAUUGAUAGGUUU
Myotis lucifugus (little brown bat) is the source of this 3869-nucleotide messenger RNA. It is a transcript of the gene FZD3, whose product is annotated as frizzled class receptor 3. Bases 455 to 2455 code for a protein of 666 amino acids. Gene Ontology annotation, biological process: canonical Wnt signaling pathway; non-canonical Wnt signaling pathway. The record is from RefSeq and is a predicted model, not a curated record. The transcript is spliced from 7 exons. Gene Ontology annotation, cellular component: plasma membrane. Gene Ontology annotation, molecular function: Wnt receptor activity; Wnt-protein binding. NCBI's taxonomy places the organism in Eukaryota, Metazoa, Chordata, Mammalia, Chiroptera, Vespertilionidae.